AUGUCAACUACAACUGAAAGUUCAUCGUUUCUUUCAAAUACAUUAAAACGUCGUCAACAAAAACGACAUGAAGCUACUAAAAUCUUACAAGAAGGUAUUAGUUCGCUUCAUCUUUCAUCAAUAUCCAAUGAACAACAACAACA
Rotaria sordida is the source of this 143-nucleotide messenger RNA. The record is from the annotation of a GenBank genome assembly. NCBI's taxonomy places the organism in Eukaryota, Metazoa, Rotifera, Eurotatoria, Philodinida, Philodinidae.